Camellia sinensis is the source of this 974-nucleotide messenger RNA. The record is from RefSeq and is a predicted model, not a curated record. NCBI's taxonomy places the organism in Eukaryota, Viridiplantae, Streptophyta, Magnoliopsida, Ericales, Theaceae.
UUUUUUACCAAUGUAAUGAGACUUCUUAUAAAUGCUCUUUGCCUGUUUUCACUCAGCCACUACUCCUUUGUUGCAACUAAAAACAUGGGUAGUUUCAAUUUUUUGCACACUAAUCUCAACAGCAUGUCUCUCCAUCUUCUUCUCUUCUCUCUCUUCAUCUUUAAUCUCACAGCCAGUGGCCAGAGCUUGUUGCCAGACCCAGUAAACGGGCUUCUAUGUGCAAUUGUGAAUUGUGGCCAAGGAACAUGCGUACCUUCUAAUGCUACACUUCUAGGAUUUGAAUGUGAUUGUUACCCUGGAUGGAAGACCAUUCAAAUAGGUCCCUUGACCUUCCCCUCUUGUGUUGUUCCCAACUGCACACUUGAUUUUCAAUGUGGGAACGGUGCUCCGCCGCCACCCCCACCACCACCACCACCUACGUUCAAUGCUUCAAGCCCUUGCAACCUUAUUUGGUGUGGUGAUGGAAAAUGUGUAGUCAACGGGACUGGACACUAUUGCCAAUGUUUUGAUGGCUCAUCAAAUUUGUUAGAUAACCCAGAAUUUGCUUGUUUCCAACAAUGCUACUUUGGAGCAGAUUGCAAUACCAGGUUCGGCGCAAGUCGAUCACCACCACCACCACCACCUAGUAAUUCAGGCUCACCUGGAAAUGGACCCAAUGUUCCGGCAAAUUCUUCGAGGAAACUUCAAGCAGUAACUAUGAUAGUGUUAUCAGCAAUUUUCCUCACAUGUAUUUAGAAGGAAACAAAGAAGAUUUAUGUACUAAAUUUGUUAAGAUAAUAAUAUACUUUCAUCGCUCAUAGGUUAGAUAUUAUACAAGUAAAUUCUCUCACUCUCUAAGAUGACUUGUGAUUCCAAAUUGAAGAAAUAAAUUUUUACUUCUGUUUUUUUCCAGAAACUUAUUAGUCUUUGUAAAAUUGAGAGCUUGGUUUAGUCUAUAAUGUUUUAUGACACAAUCCAGGUGAACCUUGAAACUA